This is a messenger RNA of Klebsormidium nitens, 1125 nucleotides long. The record is from the annotation of a GenBank genome assembly. NCBI's taxonomy places the organism in Eukaryota, Viridiplantae, Streptophyta, Klebsormidiophyceae, Klebsormidiales, Klebsormidiaceae.
AUGCCUCCCCACCGUCUACCUGAGCUGCUAGGAAUAGGCCCAUCAAACACCUUCUGCGACUUGUAUGCUAUUGGUGUUCAAGAAGCGCCCUCGAUUGGCAUCGAGCUCCAAGUCCUUGCAACGCUCGGAGAAGAUUACAAGAAGCUCGUUCAUGUGUCACUCGCUUCCAUCCAUCUUACCCUGUUCGUCAAGAAAGAGCUUGCCUCCGAGAUGUCUGACAUUCACACAGACAGAGUAGCCACUGGCGUGGCUGCUUUCUUUGGAAACAAGGGCGGGGUGGCAGCUGCCUUCACCUACCGAGGCACCACGUUUCUCUUUGUCACCUGCCAUCUCGCAGCGCAUCAGGACGCCGUAUUGGAGCGGAACGACCAGUUCGGCCGCAUCAGCCGGACCCUCUUUGUAAAAGAACGGGACUGGGCAAGAAGGGUCAACCAAGAACGGGUCCAAUCGAGCAGCCCACGAUCCCCCCGAACGGUUCGAUCCCCGCCCCCACAAACCGCCCUCUCAAGCCAGCCUGCAGCUUCGCUUUACUCCCCCGGAACAAGUUCCCCGGGUACUAAUCACUCAAGCCACUCCUCUGAAUCAGCGACACUAUCUGGGGCUGCGACGUACAGAAGCGUUGCAUCCCCCUCUCAGCGAGACUCCCGUUCUGAGCCGCAUGCCAAUGUUACCGGGAAUAGGAUGACGGAGAUCCAACCGACUGGAUUUGAAAGCUCGCCCCUGAGCCCGCACUUUACCCCGGGGCAGAUCACCGAUACUCGAAAAGCUGGUGAGAGAGUAGGGAACUCGAGCGUCGCUGGAGUUCCGCCUGAGCCAUCGGUUUCUUCUGAGGCGCUCCUGAAGCCCCACGUGGCGGACGAUUUCGAUAUCAUCGUGUGGAGCGGCGAUCUGAACUACCGGGUGGAAGGCAACCGGAGGGUGGCGGAUGCUGCUCUCGAGCAGAACUUGCUGGAGGUGCUGAGAGCAAAUGAUCAGCUACUGCGGGAGAAGCAGGCCGGCAACGCCUUCCAAGGAUACGAAGAAGGAGACCUCUCUUUCACCCCGACCUACAAGUUCGAUGAUCGGAGCCAGCGAUACGACAGCAGUACGAAGGUAUUGUCGGCGUCGCUUGCUGCCCUUACUUGA